This is a messenger RNA of Lodderomyces theae, 1062 nucleotides long. It is a transcript of the gene SUA71, whose product is annotated as transcription factor TFIIB. Bases 1 to 1062 code for a protein of 353 amino acids. Gene Ontology annotation, biological process: transcription initiation at RNA polymerase II promoter; transcription preinitiation complex assembly; regulation of DNA-templated transcription. Gene Ontology annotation, cellular component: nucleus; transcription preinitiation complex. The transcript has a single exon. Gene Ontology annotation, molecular function: TBP-class protein binding; RNA polymerase II general transcription initiation factor activity; sequence-specific DNA binding. NCBI's taxonomy places the organism in Eukaryota, Fungi, Ascomycota, Pichiomycetes, Serinales, Debaryomycetaceae. The record is from RefSeq and is a predicted model, not a curated record.
AUGUCAUCAGUAGCAACAGCUCAAACCACUUCGAAAACCAAUCAAGAUGCCCAAGAGUAUGUUGGACCUAACUUGAAUGUCACCUUAACGUGUCCGGAAUGCAAGAUCUUUCCCCCGGACUUGAUUGAGCGGUUCAGUGAAGGGGAUAUUGUGUGUGGUAGUUGCGGGUUGGUUUUGAGCGAUAGAGUCGUUGACACUAGAUCAGAAUGGAGAACUUUCAGCAACGAUGAUCAGAAUGGAGACGAUCCAUCUCGUGUAGGUGACGCAGGUAAUCCGUUGUUGGACACUGAAGAUUUGUCGACGAUGAUCUCGUAUGUUCCUGAUAGUUCGAAGGCCGGUAGAGAAUUGAAUAGAGCACAGUCUAAGUCAUUGGUUGACAGAAAGGACAAUGCUCUAGCUGCGGCAUAUGCCAAGAUUUCGCAAAUGUGUGAAGGGUACCAGUUGCCCAAGAUUGUCCAAGACGCAGCUAAAGAGGUUUAUAAAAUGGUUUAUGAUGAGAAACGUUUACGGGGAAAAUCACAGGAAUCGAUCAUGGCUGCGUCUAUACUUAUUGGCUGUCGUAAAGCCAAAGUUGCUCGUACAUUCAAAGAGAUUUGGGCGUUGACCAAUGUCCCCAAAAAGGAGAUUGGCAAAGUCUUUCACAUCAUGAAGACUAUUAUACGUGAGAAGUAUGAAGCCAACCCUCAAUCCGCUGCAUACUACAGCCAAGACAAUAUCCAAACUACUCAAACAUCAGCUGAAGAUUUGAUUAGAAGGUUCUGUUCGCAUCUAGGAUUGAACUCUCAAGUCACCAACGGGGCGGAGUAUAUUGCAAGAAGAAGCAAAGAAGUGGGUGUAUUGGCAGGUAGAUCCCCUACUACAAUCGCAGCUACUGUUAUAUACAUGGCAUCCAUAGUGUUUGGUGUCGAGUUGCCACCAUCAAGAAUAUCCGACAAGACCGGGGUCAGUGAUGGUACCAUCAAAACUUCUUACAAGUAUUUGUAUGAAGAAAAGGACAAAUUGAUGGAUCCUUAUUGGAUUGAGAGCGGAAAGGUCAGCUUAGAGAACUUUCCAAAGGCAUAG